GAAACUUUCGACACUCCCUGUGACUCAGAUGCCUGCAAUAUACCCUACAUUUGCAAUCCUGCACAAUGGAAAAUGUUUGUUUCUGACUGAAGUGAAUAUUCGUAAUGCUCUGCAGAUAGCAUAACCUCCUGGGAGCUAAUAGCAACAGAUGAGGGUGCGCCAUGAACUGGGCAAUCUUUCAAGGUCUCCUCAGUGGUGUGAGCACUUACUCUACUGCCUUUGGCCGCAUAUGGCUUUCCGUUGUAUUCAUUUUCAGGCUUAUGGUCUAUGUGGUUGCAGCUGAAAGGGUUUGGGGUGAUGAACAGGGAGAGUUUGACUGCAAUACUAAACAACCAGGAUGCACCAAUGUCUGCUAUGAUUAUUAUUUCCCUGUCUCACAUAUUCGACUUUGGGCUCUCCAGCUCAUCCUGGUCACCUGUCCAUCCCUUCUUGUCAUAAUGCACGUUGCUUACCGAGAGGAACGGGAGAGAAAACACAGAGAAAAACAGGGAGAGAAUUGCGGCCGACUUUAUCUAGACGUAGGAAAAAAGAGAGGAGGCCUGUGGUGGACAUAUCUAUUAAGCCUUCUAGCUAAAGCAUCAGUGGAUUCAGUUUUCCUCUAUGUCUUUCAUCGGAUCUACAACAACUAUUCUCUCCCAAAUUUGGUUAAAUGCUCCAUAAAGCCUUGUCCAAAUACUGUUGACUGUUUUAUAUCAAGGCCCACAGAAAAAAACCUAUUUACCCUAUUUAUGGUUGCCACUACAAUACUCUGCAUUUUUUUAAAUCUUUGUGAGAUGAUAUAUCUAAUUGCCAAAAGGUGUCGAGAGUGCCUGGGACACAGGAACAUAAAAUCCAAAACUCGCUCCAACAAUGUCUAUGCAUACAUUGAGAAGCAAGAGAUUUUCCAUGCCAACAACAAGAUAAAUGAAAAAAUGUCUCGGCUAAAUCCAUCCAUUAGAUUGACACCGCCACAGACUGAAUUAAAAUAAGUAAAGGAUGUGUUCCAGUCUGAGGACUAAGGUUACAUAAUCACAGAUGUAAAAAAUGCUUUGUUUUUAGUCUAGGUGUCUUUUAAAGAACAAAUUAAAUAUGGCUUAUGGAGGGGAUGGCAGUAUACAAAUAAUAAUAGGACAAAACCUAGAAUAACACAGAAUGCAGUAUCUCAAGGUAACAAGGUCAGAAAUUUUUCAAGAGAAACAAUACCAGCUGGAAUAAACUUGCUUCUGUAAGCAACCUGAAAAUCAUUCAUGCAGGAAUGUGUACAUUAUGUAUAUAGAUGGCUAUAACUUUUAUCAAGGUAUUCAAGGAAAAAUAAGCUUGAAUUUUUAAUCACUGCCAAGGGUAAUAUUGUUAUAUUUGUCAAGUACAGUUAAUAUUGUUAUAAAUUUGUCAAGUACAGUUUAGAGACACUUCAGUUGUCAGCCAGUGACAUCACAAAGGUUCUUGGGUCCUUGUACGUGACUUUAUGAUACCUGAUAGGAUAAAGUUUAAAGGUUAAACCCAUAAAACAAAUAUCAUCUGUAAUUGCACUAUUUUUGCUGAUCUUUGAAAUACCUUAAUGGUUGACAAUACAGCAGUAGACAAAAUAGCACUGAUCUACAGUCCCUGUACUGUUUCAGGAGAUCUGUAUAGGUGGGCGACAUUGUCCACACUUGGCCUAACUGCCAGCGCUGGAUUUCUUAUCCGGGCACCCCAAGGAUGCCCAUAUUGGUCCCCUCCCCUCGUGCGUGCGAUUGCGCACAUGCACAAACAUUUAAACUUAUAUACAGAGGAGUGGGGAGAGGUCCCCAUUGCUCCGUAUGGGAGCAAAAUGUCAAAAUUUUGGUGCAGCGAAAAUUUGUGCCGCCCUAGGCCAGGGCCUUUGUGGCCUCGCCAGAAAUCUGGGCCUGCUAACUGCAUUACUGCUAAUUAUUCUGAUUUUUUUCUACCCAGUAGUUAGCUACACACUGGACAAAGUGCAGGAGGUCUGCAGAAUAAUCAGCCAGAUAUAAAUACUUGGGGAUGGGUUAAACUGCCAGAUCCUCUGCUGAAGUUCAGAAUCUUGAAUUUUCCCAGUCCACACCAAACUGAAGCACUGGCUAAGCUAGGCUAGUUUUUCAUUUUUGUUUGAUAAAACUGCAGUUUAGACUUGAGGAACAAAUGUGAGUAUACAUAGUAUACAUAUGUGAGUGUAUAGAUAUGUCAGAAUAAGUAUGUGUAUAUAUGUGCACUGAGGUUCGUUUGAAGGGGUUGAACUUGGUGGACUUUGGUCUUUUUUAACACAACUUAAAUAUAUAACUAUGCACAAUGAGUUGAUAUGCCAAAUCAAUAAUUUUCCACCGACCAUAAUGCAGUUCAACCAUGAGUCAGAUGAACUGACACAAAUAUGUGCUUUUUGUAGAUUAAGUACAUUUAAUGAACCUAAUGGCCAUGUCUAAUUUCAUAUGAGCUUUAACAUACAUUGUUUAAAUACCUAUAGCUUAACUAUAGCUUAGUCCAUGGGGCAAGGGACAAUAAAUUCCUAGAAAAUACAGCAAUGUUCUUGGAAAUCAGAGACAGAACUCAUAGAUUGCAUUUAAACUCAAAUGGGGAUAUUUUACACAUACUAUUUACCCAACAACUAUACCAGUAAAACUGCCUCUAUAGAAGAAACCAGUGUAAAGGGUCAGACUGUUACAAGAGAGUUGAUAUUACUAGCAAAAACAUGAUGUCAUUAAACUGUGUUUCCAAUAUUUUAAUGAUAGAAUUCAUGGCAAUACUUACAGACAGCCUGCAGAAAAAGGAUGUACAGUAAGUGGUAAUAAAUGUAAUAGAUGUAAGUGGUGCAAUAAAUCCAAAAAACUUGUAUCUUUGCAUGUUUAAUACGGUGAUAUUGUCAUUUACAUGCCUUAACAUAUAUUUAUAUAUUUAUUUUUUUAUAUUGAAAACAUUUGUUCUGGAAACAUUAGACUCUUGUCUUUGUACAUAAAUAAAUGAAUCCUUUGAAAGUA
Molecule: messenger RNA, 2948 nt
Organism: Xenopus tropicalis (tropical clawed frog)
Lineage: Eukaryota; Metazoa; Chordata; Amphibia; Anura; Pipidae
Product: gap junction beta-5 protein
Exons: 2
Coding region: 162-968 (268 amino acids)
Biological process (GO): cell communication; transmembrane transport
Cellular component (GO): plasma membrane; gap junction; connexin complex
Source: RefSeq, a predicted model, not a curated record